AUGCAGUAUAGAGGGGUGCGGGGGGUUUUGCUGGAUAGGGGUGAGAGGGGUGAAGGGUGCAGUGCGGGCGGGAAACGGCUGGGACGGUGGCCCUCAUUGAUCGGGACUCGGGAGACGCGCAGCAUCCCCGCAUCCCGCAUCCUCCGCUCAAUGCGCGCCCUGCACGAAAUCCUACUCUGUACGUCGAAAAGCGGUUGCGUCGCCGUCCGUUACGUUUCCGCAAAGCGAGGGCGGGCGCGGGUGUGGGCGCGGGCGAGGGCGCGGGCGCGGGCGCGGGCGGGCGGGGACGCGAGGCGCGCGGGUCGUGAAUGGGCGGCCGCGCGCCGCGUCUGCGCCCCGAGGCCCCGGUCCGCCAGCGCCGCGCCGCCAGUCCGCACACCGGCGGCUCCGCUGCCCCACGGUCGGCCGCACUCCUCUAAACAACAAUGCUCAAACCACAACAUAACUGAACAGACCCAGAGGCGGCGUGGCCGGCGAUGCUCCAGAAUCGGGCGGCACGCGAGGCCGUCGGCGAGCGCGGCGGGCGUGCGGGGCGCGAGAGGGCGGCGCAGAGGGGUCGCCGGCGGGGGAUGGAGCGCCGAGGCGGCGCGGCGGCGCGAGGCGCGGGCUCGCGGCGCUGACAUGGCCGGCCGGCCGCGCCGCUCGCUGCUGGCGGCGCCCGCGGGCCUGCUGCUGCUGCUGGCCCUGCUCGGCCCGAUGGGGGUUCUCGGUGGGUACCAUGAGAAACGGCUGCUGCACCAUCUGUUGGACCACUACAACGUGCUGGAGCGGCCGGUGGUCAACGAGAGCGAUCCGCUCCAACUAUCCUUCGGCCUCACACUCAUGCAGAUCAUUGACGUGGAUGAAAAGAACCAACUUUUAAUCACCAACAUUUGGUUGAAAUUAGAAUGGAAUGACAUGAACUUAAGAUGGAAUACUUCUGAUUUCGGCGGCGUCAAAGAUUUACGUGUUCCGCCACACAGGUUAUGGAAACCGGACGUCCUUAUGUACAAUAGUGCUGACGAAGGUUUCGACAGCACAUAUCCCACUAACGUGGUCGUGCGCAACAAUGGUUCAUGCCUCUACGUGCCUCCUGGUAUUUUCAAGAGUACGUGUAAGAUCGACAUCACUUGGUUCCCCUUUGAUGAUCAGCGCUGCGAGAUGAAAUUCGGUAGCUGGACGUACGAUGGUUAUCAACUGGAUCUUCAAUUACAAGACGAAGCGGGGGGAGAUAUUAGCAGUUUUGUGACGAACGGAGAAUGGGAACUUAUAGGUGUACCAGGUAAAAGGAAUGAGAUCUAUUACAACUGUUGCCCGGAACCUUACAUCGACAUCACCUUCGCUGUGGUGAUACGGCGGAAAACUCUGUACUACUUUUUCAAUUUGAUUGUGCCGUGCGUUUUAAUCGCAUCUAUGGCUUUACUGGGUUUCACUCUACCACCGGAUUCCGGAGAAAAGUUAUCAUUAGGCGUUACAAUCCUACUGUCUCUCACCGUGUUUCUUAACAUGGUAGCAGAGACAAUGCCAGCUACUUCGGACGCAGUCCCACUACUGGGCACAUAUUUCAACUGUAUCAUGUUCAUGGUGGCUUCAUCUGUGGUUUCCACUAUACUGAUUUUGAAUUACCAUCACCGUCACGCCGACACACACGAAAUGAGCGAUUGGAUUCGCUGUGUGUUUCUGUACUGGCUGCCAUGGAUCUUGCGCAUGUCGCGCCCCGGAUCCGCCACGACUCCUCCUCCGGCGAGGGCGCCUCCCCCGCCGGACCUCGAGCUGCGCGAGCGUUCCUCUAAAUCGCUCUUAGCCAACGUGCUCGACAUCGAUGACGACUUCCGGCAUGCCCAUGCGCAGCAGCCACCCUGCUGCCGAUACUACAGGUCCCUCGACGAUCUACACGAACACUACUCGCCGAGCGGAGAAGAAAACGGCGCAGGCUUAGCUGCACACAGCUGUUUCGGUGUCGACUAUGAGCUCUCCCUCAUACUCAAGGAGAUUCGAGUCAUCACAGACCAGAUGCGCAAGGACGACGAGGAUGCGGACAUUUCGCGCGACUGGAAAUUUGCCGCCAUGGUCGUGGACAGACUGUGCCUUAUUAUCUUUACCCUGUUCACAAUCAUCGCCACGCUAGCCGUGCUGCUGUCCGCACCGCACAUCAUGGUGUCGUAG
Leptosia nina is the source of this 2145-nucleotide messenger RNA. The record is from the annotation of a GenBank genome assembly. NCBI's taxonomy places the organism in Eukaryota, Metazoa, Arthropoda, Insecta, Lepidoptera, Pieridae.